CUUUCGACUAACUAUAGACUCUUAUUUUGAAAACCACAUAGCCAUCCGGAAUCACGUGCUCUGCUGCUCUGGACUGUGACAACAAACAAGACCACUCUGCAUUCAUGUCCACUUUAGCUAAAGCCAUGUCCAAGUUCCGCCUGGCUGUGGUCCAGCUGCAGGUGACGAGCGUCAAGGCGGACAACCUGAGCAGAGCCCGGAGGCUGGUGAAGGAGGCUGCGGGACAAGGCAGCAAAGUGGUGCUGCUGCCGGAAUGCUUCAAUUCUCCAUAUGGAACCAGCUUCUUCUCGGAGUAUGCUGAGAGGAUCCCAGGAGAGUCCACUCAGGUGCUGUCAGAGGCAGCCAAGGAGAAUAAGGUGUUUCUAGUGGGAGGAUCCAUCCCGGAAGAGGACGGUGGGAAGUUGUACAACAGCUGUACAGUGUUUGGGCCUGAUGGAGAGCUGAUUCUUAAACAUAGGAAGAUUCACCUCUUUGACAUUGACGUUCCUGGGAAAAUCCGCUUCCAGGAGUCCGAGACUCUGAGCCCAGGCAACAGUUUGUCAAUGUUCCAAACACCGUUCUGUAAGGUGGGUGUGGGGAUUUGCUACGACAUCAGGUUUGCUGAGCUGGCGCAGCUCUACAGCAGGGAGGGCUGUCAGCUGCUGGUCUACCCUGGGGCCUUCAACAUGACCACAGGUCCAGCUCACUGGGAGCUGCUUCAGAGGGCGAGGGCGAUUGAUAACCAAGUGUACGUGGCCACGGCGUCUCCUGCCAGAGAUGAAACCUCUUCAUACGUGGCCUGGGGUCACAGCACUGUUGUAAACCCAUGGGGAGAAGUUAUCUCCAAGGCUGGACCAGAGGAGGCUGUGAUUUAUGCUGACAUCGACCUGCAGUAUUUAGCCGACAUCCGGCAGCAGAUCCCGAUCACAGCGCAGCGUCGGGACGACAUCUACGCAGUGACGUCUGUGCAGGGAGGAUCCAGCUGAACGCCGGGACGUUUAAGAAAGAAGGUGCCAAGGUACCGACACAAACUAUGCAACAGAUCUCUGCCACCAAGCCAGCGCCUUCUUCUCCCUCUGAAGCAACGGGCCGCUCUGUCUGAAUUGAGGGAAGAAGAGAUGCAGUUGGCAUGGCGAUGCUCACCCACCUCUUAAGGAUGGAACUGUGCUUUGUUUUGUGUGUCUGGUGCUGAAAUGAGUGGCUGAGCAGUAGAAAAUGUUGGUAAGCAGUUAAUUGUUUAUAUCAGUUACCAAGUAAAACUAAGUAUUUGCUGGUUAGAGCUUCUCUAAUGUGACAGUCUACAUCUUUUAAUCCAUUUGGUAGUAUUGGGAGUAGAACCUUUGGGGUUUCUUUCUUUGGCUUGUGAAAUGAAUUGAAUUGAUUGUUGGACCAGAGAUUUUAAAUCUAAAAGAAAUAUUCACAUUUUCUGUCGUGAGGCAAAAACAAUAAAGAUAUCUAUCAAAUUAAAUAAAAAGGCAA
This is a messenger RNA of Perca fluviatilis (European perch), 1458 nucleotides long. It is a transcript of the gene nit2, whose product is annotated as nitrilase family, member 2. Gene Ontology annotation, biological process: L-glutamine metabolic process; oxaloacetate metabolic process. The coding region runs from base 105 to 965 and encodes 286 amino acids. Gene Ontology annotation, cellular component: mitochondrion. The transcript has 10 exons. The record is from RefSeq and is a predicted model, not a curated record. Gene Ontology annotation, molecular function: omega-amidase activity. NCBI's taxonomy places the organism in Eukaryota, Metazoa, Chordata, Actinopteri, Perciformes, Percidae.